Messenger RNA from Aspergillus fumigatus Af293, 771 nucleotides. RefSeq lists its product as uncharacterized. Gene Ontology annotation, biological process: protein acetylation. Lineage: Eukaryota; Fungi; Ascomycota; Eurotiomycetes; Eurotiales; Aspergillaceae. The coding region runs from base 1 to 771 and encodes 256 amino acids. The transcript has a single exon. The record is from RefSeq and is a predicted model, not a curated record. Gene Ontology annotation, molecular function: N-acetyltransferase activity.
AUGAAAGAUGAGGUAGACACUCAACCCCCCAUCCCCAGCUCAAUUGAUAGAAGCAACGCUAAUGGAAGACAGGAAAUCCAAGCCGCCACGGCAUCGGAGCCACUUACCCUGGAAGAAGAGUACGCGAUGCAGCGCAGCUGGCGCCAGGAUGCCGAUAAGUUGACUUUUAUUAUUUGUUUGCCUGUUCCUCGGCCUCGGUCUGAGCAUCAGCAUCAGACGGAACGUCAAGAGCAGCAGCUGCCGGGUUCCGGGUUACGGCUGCAGGACGGAGAUGAUGCUCCCGGGCAGAUGCUCGGCGACAUUAACCUCUUCCUCCGGGUUGAGGAUGAGGAUGAGGACGAAGACGAAAACAAGAAGGGGCCGUCAUGUCCACAGAUCAUCGGGGAGGUCGAGCUGAUGAUUGCCGAGAAGGCAAGUCAGCGGAGGGGCUAUGGGCGGGCUGCGUUACUUGCGUUUCUGCGGUAUGUGCUUGAGCAUGAGGUAGACAUCGUGGGGGAGUUUGUGCGAGGCACUGGUGCUGGCGCUACUCUGCCAGGCAGGACGGACUGGAAGUUUGGCGCGCUGAGUGUCAAGAUUGGCAAGGAGAAUGGGCGCAGUCUGGCGCUGUUCGAGAGUGUUGGGUUCUGCAAGGUGAGCGAGGAGCCGAGUUAUUUUGGGGAAUUCGAGUUGAGGAGGGUACGGAAGGAGCUGUCGCUAGAGAGUGUGGAUGAGGCGAUGGCGAGGGCUGGUGUUGAGGGGUAUACUGAGGUUUCGUAUGAGAGGACUGAAUGA